Branchiostoma floridae (Florida lancelet) is the source of this 5248-nucleotide messenger RNA. RefSeq names its product anoctamin-8-like. The transcript has 16 exons. Gene Ontology annotation, molecular function: chloride channel activity. NCBI's taxonomy places the organism in Eukaryota, Metazoa, Chordata, Leptocardii, Amphioxiformes, Branchiostomatidae. The record is from RefSeq and is a predicted model, not a curated record. Gene Ontology annotation, biological process: chloride transmembrane transport. Gene Ontology annotation, cellular component: plasma membrane. The coding region runs from base 311 to 2776 and encodes 821 amino acids.
UGCACGGACAUUUGCUGGAUGCACAAGCUACUAUCACCGCUAGGUGUCGCUGCUGUAACGUCAACAUCGAUCAGCUGUGAGAGGAAAUCUGUGGACUGCAUGAGAGUGUAUGUAGGUCUCGAAAGCAAAGGCCCAUGAUUGAUGUAGCCAGCUUUCACCAGCAUCAAGCUACAGACAGUGCAUUGCACUGAUCCUGGUUUUGUUAGUUGCCUGUGAAUGUAAUAUGAGACAGAAUAACACCAAUGUCCUUUAGUGUGAGAUGUGGGUGUGGCCUUGUGUAAACAUUUCAUGAUAUCAUUGGAGAGGAGGAAUGGAGAAUCAAGGAGUGGGCAAGGCUAAGGCAGGUAGUGUGGGAGGGGUGGUCAAGACGGAGGCUCCCAGUGACAGCCCGGGAAGGAGGCUACACCGGCAAGUCAUGCAGAAGCUAAACGAAGCCUGUGAGGGUUCUACAGGCCAAGCCAUCGCCAGCAAGCUCCAGAGGACUGGCCACAUGGUGCAGACCACCAUGGAGUGGAUGCGGACCAUCCCCACACGAGAUUGUGACAUCCUCAUGACGUUUCCAGGCAGCACGGGGGACCACACUCUCAUGUGGCUCCUGUCACGCCUGCGCUCUCGGAUGCCGGCGCUCGGCGUACAUGUUCGCUACCUUCCUCAUCUGAAGGUCUGGGGGUUCUACAUGACGGCAACUUACGACAAUUUAUUGAGGUACGCAGAAGAGAUGGGUCUGAAGAAAACAAUGAAGCCAGAGUUUGGAGGAGGCAAGAAACACUUCCUGUAUGAGGAGAAGGAGAGCUUUGACGGAGUGGAGGAUGAGACCGCCUUCUUCUCAUCUCAGGAGAGACAGUCUAUAGUUAAGUACAUGCUGGACAACUUGAGGGCUGUAGCAGGAGACAAGCUGAAGAAAUAUGUGUUCUUCGAGGGACAACCAAUCAUUCCUAAAUGUCUGUCCAAAGGCAUGAUUAAGCAGAUCCUGCCCCUCCACAGAAGUGAGGACCUGGAGAGGCUGAAGAAGACCUGGGUGCACGCCUUCUUCAAGCCACAACCAUUAGAUCACAUCCGUGAUUACUUUGGAGUGAAGAUUGCCAUGUACUGUGCUUGGCUUGGGUACUACACAUGGGCCCUCGUCUUCCCAGCAUUCUUCGGGCUUGUCAUGUGGUUCUGGGCUGGCAGUGAUGAGAAGAGAGAUGGGGUAGUGUUCCAUGUGUUUGCCAUGUUUAAUGUGAUCUGGGCCACCCUAUACCUGGAGGGCUGGAAGAGAAAGUCUGCAGUCCACGCCUACACGUGGGGGACUCUAGACAUGCCAUCCUCCUUACUACAGGAGCCACGCCCACUCUUCAAGGGAAGCUUGACUGGCAGUGAGGUAACUGGCCGGCCUGAAAUCACGUACCCCUCCUGGAAACGGAACCUGUUCUACUGCUUUGUGAGUGUCCCAGUGGUGGCCAUGUGUCUCCUGGUGGUGUUCUGUAGCAUGUUGGCCUGCUUUGAGCUGCAGGAAGUUGUGAACCAGGGUGACGAUGUGUCAACAGUGACCAGGUUCAUCCCAAAGAUCCUGCUGUCUCUUGUUGUCAUGGUAAUGGAUGAGGUCUACAAGAGGAUAGCCAUAUGGCUCAAUGACAAAGAGAACUACCGAUUACAGAGUACUUAUGAGAAUCAUCUCAUUAUCAAGCUUGUCUUGUUCCAGUUUGUGAAUUCUUUCCUGUCCCUGUUCUACAUUGGUUUCUACUUACAAGAUAUGAACAGGUUGGAGGAGCAACUUGCUGCACUGCUGAUCACCAGACAAGUGGUGGGGAACAUUAAGGAGGCCCUGGUACCUUACCUGUGGGGGAAAGGAAGGCUUUUCAAGAUGGCUCACUCCAAGAUGAAGGAACGGGCUGGUGGAGAAGCCUCUGAAAGCCCUGUUACCUUGAACGAGGGAUCUACUGAAGAGGAGAAUACUGAAUCAUCAACAUCAGACAAAGCAGACAGCCUGGAGGAGGAUGAGGAGGAGACAGAGAAUGGGACGGAGGAGACAGAAGAAGAGAUUAUUGAUGAGUCUCCAGAUGCAGUUAAGCAUGGAAAGGGGUUUACUCAAGCAGAGGUGGAAAGCUGUAUGCAGCCUUACAUGGAUACAUUUGAAGACUACCUGGAGAUGUUUAUCCAGUUUGGCUAUGUUGUGCUGUUCUCCCCGGCCUUCCCCUGUGCAGCCAUGUGUGCUCUGAUGAACAAUGUCAUUGAGAUCAGGUCAGACGCCUUCAAACUCUGCACCAGUCAACGGCCGUUUGGGCAGCGGGUGGAGAACAUUGGGAUGUGGCAGGAUGUGAUGGAGUUGAUGGGGAUGCUGGCUGUUAUUGUGAACUGUGCUCUCCUGGUGAUGUCAGGACAGAUGCAGCACAUGUUCCCUGGUCUCACCACCACACAGCUCAUCAUCAUGGCUGUGGUUGUGGAGCAUGCAGUUAUUGCCCUGAAGUUCAUCAUGAGCUACGCCAUCCCAGACAUCCCAGAAUGGGUGGAGAAGGAGAUGGCUAAGGUGGAAUUUAAGAGAAGACAAGCGCACAAGAAACUGGAAUUCCUGAGACGGCAGAAUUCUAUCAUCGCUGAAGACAAAGCAAGUCCAGACAAAAGUCAGGAUAAGGAGAAAACAAAGACAAGCUCCAAGGGACAAUCAACACAAUCUACAGAACAGAAGAAAGAACAGAAGGGGAAACAAGAUAAAUCAAAAGGCAGUGGGCAAAAUGAGAAAAAAGAGAGUGGUGUGAGUAUCAGUGCAUUGCCAGAAAAGCAGCAGAAAGUAGAUUAAACUAUUUGUUGAUGCAAAUACGUCAGUACUAUUUAACAGUACUAUUUCUGAUAAUGAAAUGUAGCAUCAUCCAGGUCCAAGUGAAGUGCUAUCUGCAGGUCAAACUUGCAUAGGUUAAGUAGAAGCUUUAGCUGUAGAUAUGCAACACAAUCAUGGAAAUACCAAGUGUAGAUCAGGUCUGGCUGAUUUGUUAAUUGUGAGAAAUGCAAUAUUAUCACUCUUAAAUAUCCCCUGCUGUGGGCACAAUUAUGUGUGAAAAUGUGACGUAGUUGUAGAUGCAUGCAGAAUAGUGGCAUAGCCUGAAUGAAAAUACAAUUUGAUGUGGCUUUCUAAUGUAGGAGACUUUUUAAAGUAUUGCAACAAUGUACAAUCAAGGCAAUAAUGGUAAUGUUCAGUAUUCUAAACUUUCUAUACAGCUCACCUCAGAUUAUUUCUCCUUGCAAAAUAAGAGUCAGCAAAACUGAGGGUUAUAAACUUAUGCUUCUGCUAUAAAAGAAAAAUUGUAUCAUUCCCUAGCCCAAGUCAACAAUGGUAAAUUUUCCAAGAAAUCAGAAAGCUAUUUUUUUCUAUGUAUACUUUGGCAAUGUAGGUUUAUAGAAUUUGUUACAUUGAUCAUAGGAUACUUUUUCUACAUUGAGUGUAUAGUGUGGCUCAUAUAAUCCAUAUGGGAUUUGUUCUUUACAGAUUUGUGGAUAAUCUUAUGGGGCCAUCAUUGCAAAAAAUAUGAGUGUACAAACAAUAUAAAUGGAAAGAAGUAAAGAGAUUGCUCUGAACAGUGAAAUGCCUUUCAUAUUUUACAACUCUACAAUACUUUUUUGUACUGAUUGGUUCACAGCUGACCAUUUACAGUUUGCAUUCAGAUGUUUUACCAAUCUAUGUGUACAUGUAUGCCAUCUCAUGUGACGUUACACCCAUACUUAUGUCCAUUUUUACCACCAAUAAAAGUAGGUGAAAUUCCCAUAGUCAUAGAUAGUGUUGUAUAAAACCAAACUUUGAGACAGUGAAGACAAUAGCGGCUGACAAAACAAAACAGUUGAGUCUAGCAAAAAGAAUGGUGAAAAUAUUUUAUAGAUUUGCUAUUUUGAAAAUAGUUAGCAAUUAGCAUUUCUCACAUAGUGACAUGAUGACAUCUGCCACAAAUGUUUCUUUGGAAAAAACAGCAAGAUUGUUGAUGUAUGAAAAGUUUUUGAAUAAGGUAGUUUGAUGUCACAGAUUGUUCAAAUGUUAUUUUACAGUCAGCUGAUGUAUAGUGUGGUAACACUAACAGGAACAUUUCAUCUUGCGAUGUAAUUGUGUAAUAUUUGACUGUAAGUUUUGUUUGUGCUUGGUACAAAUAUGCAAGAGCAGAAAUUAUUGCAUAAACUAAUUUGAUAAGAUGAAACUAUUUGAGGAAUGGAAAUUACAGGUCUAUACUCUAAACCUGCAGCAGUCUUGUAAUAAGAACAGGUACACAGACUCUCCUGUUACAGUGGUGUAUUCACAACAGGAUUGAUGGCAUAGAUGGUCAGUUCUGGAGAUUAGCCAAUUUUGGGUUUUACUCAUUUUCUUGUCCUUGCAGUCAUUCCAUCUGCCCAUUUAUAUCCAUCUAUUUGAGAGUUUGCUGCUAGUGGUUAUGUGCUGAUUCAUCUUCAGUAGUUACGGGUAUUUAGCUAAACACUAAACAUUCACAAAACAACUAGGAAAAUCCUCUGAUAAGAUAUAGCCUGUGCAUAAUUUCUUCCCCACUUUUUUCUAUAAAAGUAAGAGGCAGUAGCUUGGGUAUACAGAGUACAAUGCAUUUUACAGAGAAAUCACAAGGCUACAUACAUCACUGUCAUACUUUUAACACCAAAACAUUAUUUUAUGAGGAAUCUGAUUAUGACUAUCAAGGUAACAUCAUUUACAAAUGGAGAUCAAUACCAUGACAUGCAUUUAUACAUUUCUGCUUAUUGCUUUGUGCUUACACAACAAAUUUGAAUAAAAGUAGUUCAGGACUGCUUAGCAGCAUUACAAUAUUGUGUAAAGCAAACUAUUGCAUAGUGCAAAUAACUCUUGGCAUGGGCAAAAUGAAGAAAGAAGUUUAAACUUGUUAAUACCCAAUAUUCUCUAUUUUGUGCUAUGGUACACUAUCUCUUAAAUUUCCACAUUCCUAUGAUUCUUGGAUAAACUAUACUUGCUUACAUUUGAUAUUGAGGAUAUUUCUUGCACAGCACAUCACAGCAUUACACAUAAGUGUGAUAGUUUUUUUACGAACACUUGGUUUCAUCUAUGGUGCAUGGUGCUUCUAAGAUGUGUCACAUGUGCUCAUCAUACUCUGUGCAUAGUACAAGGCUACUGUGUCGUGGAAAUGCCCUGAUAACAAAAUAUCAAUGAAUAAAAUAGUUGGUAUAACUUGUUCUUAUCAUUAAAAAGGACCACAUCUUCACCUCUAUCACAACAAUGGUAUAAUUGAUAGUUUCUAAACUCUGCUUGUAAUAAAGUACACAGAAGAGC